Drosophila takahashii is the source of this 935-nucleotide messenger RNA. RefSeq names its product negative elongation factor E (gene Nelf-E). Gene Ontology annotation, molecular function: RNA binding. Gene Ontology annotation, biological process: negative regulation of transcription elongation by RNA polymerase II. NCBI's taxonomy places the organism in Eukaryota, Metazoa, Arthropoda, Insecta, Diptera, Drosophilidae. The record is from RefSeq and is a predicted model, not a curated record. Gene Ontology annotation, cellular component: NELF complex.
CGAACCAAAAACAAGACAGCGGCAAAAAAUAAACAAAAUAUUAUUGCUAAAUUACUAAUCAUUCGCGUGAAUUGUAGUACACCUUGCUCAACAUGGUUUACAUACACUUCCCGACCAAUUUAACUGAGGAGGAGCAGAUGCUGCAGGCCAAGUACCAAAAACUCAAGAAGAAGAAAAAGGCCCUGCAGGCGCACAAGGCGCCCAAGCCGGAGCCGGAGAGCUCCCUCACCCUGAAGCGUCCCACGGAUGCCCGGGAUGCGCGCGAGGUGGCGAGGAAACUGAUCAAAAGCGGAGCCAUUCCCGCCAUCCAGAAGCAGACCAAGCAGGAUCAGACCUCCUUCAAGCGGCCCAAGGGGCAGGAGAGGGCCAAGCGCUCCACCUCGGAGACCAGCGUCGCCUCCUACCAGCCCUUCUCGUCCACCCAGAACGACGUGGCCCAGGAGACGAUCAUCAGCGAGAUCAUCAAGGAGGAGCCGCGUCGGCAGAAUCUCUACCAGCACUUUGCCACCGAGCGGGAUCGCGAGGAGCGCGGCAUGCCCGAGAAGGUGCCCAUGGACACGGCCCAGCCGGAGAAGCCAAGGGCAGGAAACACUAUCUUCGUGUCCGGCAACAAGGUCACCGAGGAUUUCCUCAAGAAGACCUUCAACGACUAUGGUACCAUAGUCAACGUUUCCAUGGAGAUCGAGAAGAGUCGCGGCUUUGUUUCCUUCGCCAAACCGGAGUCCGCAGAUCGGGCCAUUGCGGAAAUGCACGGCAAGAAUGUGAACGGCAUCAAUUUGCAGGUGCAGCUGGCUCGACGUCAGCCCCAGAUUGAGCCCAUUAACGAUGCCUCCUCGUCGGCAGUCUGGUCUUCCAUUGCUGCCAGCAAGUCCCAAAAGGGCAGCCACAAGGACCACCGCGAGAUGGUUCAAUACGAUGAGGAUUUCUUGUUGUAA